CUGGCACAUCAAGAACACGAUUAGUCGUAAAACGUGGGGGAAAACAAGGUCUCGGCUCAUUUAAAGAUAAAUCACUUGCCGUUUAUCCAUAAUGCAUUGGCCAAAGCAGCAAGAUAGGGCCACCUUAAUCCGAUAAAAGUAAUGAGUGAAAAAUCGUAGCAUAUAUUUGAUAUGGAUUGCGGUCGAAGGUGCAUAAAGAAAUAUCCGAUUCACCUGCCGAUUUGGCUCAGUGGCAUAUACGUCCGGAUGCAGCCAUGCACAUAUUGUCGCAGUGAAUUAACCGCCUUGUGCCCCGACUGCUCUCUGGAGACUUUAUAAAUGAGGAUAAUAUUCCGACUGCAGGUCUGUGGUUUCUUUUUUUCAUCCCAUAUAGCAGACGAUGGGUCUACAGGUACUCCAUUAGUGUCGGCAAUCGCAUAGUUUAAGACUGGGAUGGUUCAAUAGCUGUAUUGACAUUUCAAAAACUGUUAGCGCGCCCGUCCGGUCAGCUACAGAGUGAAGUUUAAGAAUCAGAGAAGAGUGUUUGGAUCUUGUAGAUUUUUUAUAUAGUAUAGGGUGGGGAAAGAUAGGACACUUUUUCAUUUUUUAUCGUUCCGUUGGUAGUAAACAAAGAACAUUCAAAGAGUUAUAAUAAUAAUAUGUACUAAAGGUGUUCCCACAUAGUACUAUCGUAAUUCAUAUUCAGGUGUAAAAUCUUAUAAUUUGAGCACCGGUUAAUGCUUUAGUAACGGUUUAGGAAAUCAUUUGACGUUUUUUCUGUAAGUUUGACAGUGUUUUUAGUUAUAGACCAUUGAUUUUAAAUGUUAGUGGUCGGGACUAAUGUUGCCCCUAUAGAAGUCGCGUAUCAAAUUGUUAUACUUAUUUUUAGUGUGUUUUAGCAUGAUUAGGCGUGAUAAAACAAGAUUGAAUUAACUUGAAUUUAGUCCAGACUUACAUACUAAUUUUGGUUGCCGUUUUCGGAUCAAGCAGCCUGCAAAGUGGGAUCACUGAGACCUCAUGUUAAAUUCACCUAUCGAAUCUGACCUGAAUCUGCCUGCCUUGAGUAAUGCGACGAAUGAAACUCGAGCGAGCAUGUUGAUGGCUGACAUAUUAAAACCUGAUGAAAAUGUCUCACGAUCAAGUUACGAGGAGUAUAUGACUGUCGCUUAUGUUGAAACCGACAACUUAAGACACAUUUCAAAUGUCAGUGAUCAACCGCAUGGUGGAACCAACGGGACAACGUCUGUCAAACAGAUAUCGACCGAAAUAAUUGUUCGCUUGGCAACCUCGGUUAUAUUUAGCUGCAUAGCGGCGUACAUCGCAAUUUCCCUCUCGGUCUACGAGUACAAAAUCCGGCGCCGGACACCGAAGCGACGCGUUGGUGUGGUAGCAGCAUUUAUAGUGCGUUCAGUAGCGGUCAACGGUACCGGUAACUCGGACCAGAUGGCGGCAAGGAUGAGGGCAUGCUCCAUCAUAAGUUCUAGCGCUGCAUGCGCCAUGUUCACCGGCAAAUUAGUUUACGAAUUACUUCACACAUUCUUCGACGGCUUCCACCAUUGCGAAGCAAUCACCAACACUAUUUUCGUUCUAAUGACGUCCUCGCUAAUAUCUGUAUACGUUCUCCUGUGGUUGCGCCAACGCUCGUUCUAUCUACACCCGUGUACAAGGCAUUUAGAGACUACAGCAGUAAGGUGGCUUAGCCCGCUAACUCUUGGCUGUAUAGUAGUCACUGGACUUUUGGUUCCCGCUCUUUUCGGUCUCGCUCGUCAUUACGAGGUUUCUAGAAAUGGCUGCCAUCUUCUCGAUGGAAGCCUAAGCUUCCACUUCGUAUAUUUAGUCGUAACGGCCGCGCUCUCUAUUGUAUUUCAUCUAUGCCUUCUUUACCUUUUUGUCCGCCCGAUUCUCACCCAUCGAAACAACGUACAAGGAGGUAUGAACAAUAUCAAAUCCCGGGGAACAGAAAGACUGAUAGCUGUUGUAAAAAGAGCGGUUGGAGUAACGAUAGUCUGCGUCAUCCUAGACGCUACCAUUGCAUCCAUAACCUUCCUAUCAGCCAACGAACCCGUACACACAAUUGUGGAAGACAUAAUAGUCCUUGCGAACAUUAUAGGCAUGCCGCUCACUUUUGUGGAUUGGAGGCGCCGUCUUAAUAUACCGAGAAUGAAAUUCUCACUGCGGAAAAGCUUUCGCCGGAGCACGAAGUCAAAUGCGUCUGGUUUAGCGUUGGCUACAAUCGAUCCCGAGGUUUACUAAUUAAGCCUUUUCAAGAUUUAUGACUUUUGUUUUAAUGCCAUCAUCUCGUUGCACAGUGUUUUAAUACGAACGUCAUUAAAUAUAAAACUUUAUAUCUAAAUCUGGAUAUCGAUGUUUUCACGAAUAAUAGGAGUAAUAACAGUUAUUCUCAUUUGCUGAAACAGUCGAUAUAUAGUGGGGGGAAAAGAUGAGACACUCUUUCAAUAAAUUUUCUCGUCCCA
This is a messenger RNA of Ciona intestinalis (vase tunicate), 2453 nucleotides long. NCBI's taxonomy places the organism in Eukaryota, Metazoa, Chordata, Ascidiacea, Phlebobranchia, Cionidae. The record is from RefSeq and is a predicted model, not a curated record.